GCUGUACAAUUUGGUCUUGAAGUUUAUUGAUAAACUUCAUUUUGUAUUUUUUUCAAUAAAAAUUGAUUUUUAGACAACAUGUAUUGAAAAAUAUGCAACAUAUGGUGGAACAUAUCUUAAUGUUGAUUAUAUUCCUUCGAAAGCAUUAUUUCAUAAUUUCUAUCUUUAUCAUACAGCUCGUGAUAGUGAACUUAAAAAACGAAGCAUUGAAUAUAACAAAUUGGAUCAACAUAGACGAAUUGAAGUUGAUAAAAAAUUUCAAAAAACAUGUAAAGUUAUUUAUGCUAUCGGUGAACGUAUUCAAGGACCUGUGCUAAUGCAUCAAGCUGAAGAUCAACGAAUUAUUUGUGUUGAAAGUAUUGUGUGGGAUCAUGAACCGCAUAUAGAUUAUAACUGUGUACUAAGUGUUAUAUAUACACAUCCCCG
This is a messenger RNA of Rotaria sp. Silwood2, 426 nucleotides long. NCBI's taxonomy places the organism in Eukaryota, Metazoa, Rotifera, Eurotatoria, Philodinida, Philodinidae. The record is from the annotation of a GenBank genome assembly.